Messenger RNA from Chlamydomonas reinhardtii, 20307 nucleotides. RefSeq lists its product as uncharacterized. The coding region runs from base 241 to 19476 and encodes 6411 amino acids. The transcript has 79 exons. NCBI's taxonomy places the organism in Eukaryota, Viridiplantae, Chlorophyta, Chlorophyceae, Chlamydomonadales, Chlamydomonadaceae. The record is from RefSeq and is a predicted model, not a curated record.
CACGCCGGCCCUCGCCAUGUACUUGUCAGUCGACGAACUUGAGUGUGACUACGCCGGUCAACCAUCUGCCAUACCUCGUCGCAAGUGAACUGCAGUGUACACACAUACACACAAUGAGCAAAGCUGUGAAGCUAGAGCUUUAGGUUGGCGCAGCUCGCACCACGACUCGUUGUUCUGUCCGCUCGCUCUGUCAGUAAUUCUACAAAACCCCCAACGCGCUAUAAGGUCAAAAUCUUAGGAAUGGAUCUCACAAUGUCCUGUCCCCGGUCGGUGCCCAUGACGGUGUUGGUGUCAAGCUCUGCCGGCUGCCUCAACAACGACUGCGGCCUGCACGGCCUGCCCUCUGUCACGGACAAUAACAACGAGACGUACCUCGCCACCGCGGCCACCACAGCGGCGACUGAGGUGGUCAUCGGCUUCGGCUCGUGGCAGCGGGAUAUCGUGCAGGCAGUGCUGAUGGCGCCGCCGGGCACAGGCCAGGAGGCGUGGCUGCAGGGCGUGAGCAUUACGCUGCAGAGCGGCACGGGUGUGGACUUGGCGAGCUGCGGCGCGGGAGUCUCCGCCGCGGCGCCACGCGACCGCAUCACGCUGCACUGCCAGCGCAUCACGGGAUCGGUGGACCGGGUGGUGGUGCGCAGACCUGCAAGCGCGGCGCCAGUGCCGUUGGCGUUCUCAGGUCUUGACCUGUACGCGGAUGAUUGCCCGGGCGUGCUAUCUGGCCAACUGUCGGCGUCGCCAGCGGCUAUCACAUGGUUGCCAGCCGCGUCUAGGUUCUCAAAUGGCUACCGCUCCGGCUCUGCCUCCGGCUAUGGGCUGGCGUAUGCCGCGGACUCCACCUGCGGCGCGAACUCCACCUCAUCAGAACUGGGCGCGCCGGGCAUCAGCGGUCCCACCCUGACCGUGAAGCUGUCUCAGGCCUUCAGCGGCGUGCUGGUAGUGACCUCGCAGCACACGGCAGCGCACCAGAACGACGACGUGUGGGUGUCACGAACCACGACCUACAUGGACGGCAUGCGAUGCGCGCGAGGUCCGGCAGUAGCGGCCGGCGCCACCCGCGUGUUGUACUGUCCAGCCAUGCGCGGCAUAGCGUACGUGACCAUUGUGCGGGCGCCACAGCAGGUGGUGGGCAGUGGCUAUCUGGACAUGUGCGAGCUGGCGCUGACGGGACACCGCGCGCUGGACACCGGCAUACCGCAGGUGCCCGAGGUUGCGCACUUUGAUGCGGCGUAUGGGCUGGUGAAGGACUCCUACACGGGCACAUUAAUUGCGUGGCGUGACGUGGAUUCCGCGUCCCGGCCCCGCAACAUCCUCAACUUCACCGGCGGCUGUACCGAAUGGGCCAGCGGUCCGGGGAGCACCACGUAUGGCGUCAACUUCGACGGCAGCUGCAUGGGCAGGAACUACUACGACCUGCCAUACACGUGGAACAGGAACAUGACCGCGCAGUUCACUGUGGUGACCGUUGCCCGGUUUGGCGUCGACCCAAGCACCGUGCCGCAGUACCUGCUGAGUCUGAGCCGUUCGCCUGCCUCGUCCGAUACAUCCAUGUUCUGGGCGAGCAACGAGUUCGGCAUAACGGACAUCACUACCCCGGGCAGCGGCGCAGACACGUAUACCCCCAUCGGGCACAUGCCUUUGGGUAGCUGGACGAUGGAGGCGGUGACACGGCACUGGAACGGCAUUAACACCGUCUACUUCCACAAGAGCGAGGUCACGGAUGGGUUCUCCACUGACAUCUCAGCCGGCACGAAUGCCAUCGGCCCCGACAACCUGGUGGUGGGUGCCGACUACGCCACCGGCAGCAAGUACCUGACCAACGGUCAAAUAGCGGUGGUGCUCAUUUACAAUCGCAUGCUGAAUCCUACAGAGCUUAAUCAGCUCAUUGACUACUACCGACCUCGUUUUGGGCUGUCAGGCCCGCCCGACACUCCGAGGCUAAAUGGCAUGGCCGCCCAGGGCGGCGCGUGGGGCAGUGUGAACUUGCCAAGACCUGGCCUUUACUUUAGCUGGUUCGGUGAAGCGUAUGUGACCUACCGAGUCAGGUGGCUGUAUGCCGACGGCACGCGCGGCACCACCAUCGGCAACAUGGCCAUCACUGACGGCACUUACGCCUGCCCCACAAUGGACUUUGAGUUCACAAUGCCCAUGAGCUGGCAGAUCACCACCGACCGCAUCAUGCUGGUGCAGCGGUACGGCUACCAGGCCGACCAGGCCGGCAACCUCCCGCCUGGCUAUCCCGCAGUCGCGAGCUACUGGAUGGACCUGUGGCGCAUCCCAUGGACGCACACGUCCUUCUGGAUCCUAGGAUGGGCCAACGCCGACCGGGCCAUUGGGUUCACGGACUGCUUGGUCAACGGACCAGUGCCGCCCACUGUCGCCGGGUGGCGCUGGAGCGGUGGCUUAGUCGGCAGCCCAAAUCUGUACGACGCCACCUCUAUGCCCCGCCUGACCGCCACCGGCACGACCGCCUUUAUUUCCUUCUUCCACCUGGUGGAGGAGGCCGGCCUCGUCAGCCGCUACUUCCCCAGCGUGCUGCGCCUCAUAGGCGUCACGAACAGCCAGCCAGCCAUCUACGUGCAGUUGACGGCGCCCUGGCCCACGGACCGCACGCUGGUGCUGCAGCGCUCGGAUGACGGCACGGAUGUGUACGACGUGGACUACAUCCCGGCAGAGUCGGCGGCUGGGCGGACCUGGUUCGUGCUCCGCGGCUGGAACGCGCCGGGCCGCAACGUCACGCAGCUGACGCCCAUGCCACCGCAGUCGUGCGAGAGUGUGGCCCCGCUGGAUCCCGGCUCCGGCUACUCGGAUAGUAGCGGCUGCUACCAAGCAAACUGCGUCAUUUGGGGAGCUACAAGCUUUGCCAGCAAGUUGAGCGACAACAACAUAGCAACGGGCGUCAUAUCCAGCUCUGUCGGCACCACCGUGACCCUGCGCUUCAAUCUCGCAAGCGGGCAACUGAACGUGACGAGGGUCAUCAUUACCCCCAUGGCGCCUCCCGCCUCACUCACGGAUGCAACCUGGUUCCAGGGCAUCCAGGUCACUCUUCUCGACGGCGCGGCCGCCGUCGUGUCCACCUGCAGCAACGCCGCUUCUAUAAUGUACAUGCCACAGGACCAGAUUUCGCUCACAUGCGACCCAACCACAGCGACGGUGUGGGCAGUGCAAAUGGAGCGCAUCCCCGGUGCCAAUGGCAUCCCGGCAACGGGUGGCAUAGGCGUAGCCGAGCUAUCCGUAAUCGUUGACGCAUGCCCUGAGAUCGCCCACGCCCAACUGUCCACAUCAACAUCCGCCGCGACCUGGACUGCUGAUGCGGUGGUGAUGUACCCUGGCUGCGGAAGCGUUACCGGAGCGGACUGCUUCAUGUACGGGCCAAAGCAAGCCCAGGACUCCGACCUGUCGAACACUUACGCAUUGACAAGCGAAGACAGUGUAUCCGGACCCUACAUCCAGUUCGCGCUGGACGAGGUGGUCUCUGGCACUGUUCAGGUGUCACUGGCCUACUCGGCCGUAGGCACCAGCCCGCUGCACCUGAGCAUAUGGGUCAGUCAGGACCCGGCCUUUGAGCGGUCGGGCAAGAAGUGUGCUUACGGCGUAUCGGGCCCUAGCGUUACAGCCGCGGCGUUUCUGAAGUUUAGUUGCCCCGUCAUGAAGGGCGUGGCCUAUGUGACCGUGCACCGCGAGCUGCGGUCGUACUCGGCGGGCAGCCCCGGCAGCCUGCAGGUCUCGGAGAUCAGCUUCGGCGUGCGGAAGUGGACGGUGCCGUCUCCUCCUCCCCCGCCACCGCCGCCCACGUCUGGCAUUGGUGGCUGCACGGCCACGGUCCCCCUGUCCUCGGCCUACCUGAGCCCCGUGGGCUGCUACGCCAACAACUGCACCGCCUGGGGCUUCGCCAAUUUGGUGGACGGCAAACUAAGCACCACCUUCCGCACAGAGGCAGUCCAGGACUCUGCCCUGUCCAUUGUGUUCCCCUUCACCGCCGCGACGACCAACAUUGUGGAGGUGCAGUACCAGAUGCCGCUGGACAACAUCCAGGACGCCCAGAACAUCACCAUCGAGGUUGCGUUCGCAGACUCGGGGCGCUCCCUGUGCGCCAGCCACGCUGCUGGCUACCGGGCGGGCGAGUUCGUGACAGUGAGCUGCCAGCCGCGGGCUGGCACGGCCACUGGCAUCCAAAUCACCCGCAACAACGCGACUGGGAGUCUGGCCUUUGCGGAGUUGAUUGUCGUGCGCGACAGUUGUCCUCUCAUCGCGCCUUCAUCGCUGUCGCCAGCGCCUGUCGUCUGUCCCUGGAACUCAACCCUCGCGGUCAUGUACCCCGGCUACUGGGACAACAACAUUGGGUACUCGGCGGCCUCUGCAAACGAUGGCGACUACAUCAACACGUUUGCGCACACCCUGCCUGGCUCGGAAACGGGCCCUGGUAGCUACAUCCAGGUGCCGUUCACGUCGCCCGCCGGCGUUUCGCCGGUGUCGGGCUCCUUCCGGGUCCUGCUGUAUCGCCGCGAGUGCUGCUACAACCAGCAGGCUCACUACACGGUCUGGCUCAGCGGCGGUACUGCCAGCAACUUCAAUGUGACCGGCCGCAAGUGCGCUUCAGGCGCGUGGCUGAUGGCUCCUGUGGGGCUACCCAGCAUAUUUGCGUGUCCAGCCAUGACGAACGUCAACCUCAUCACAAUUCAGCGUGUGGCACCCUCGCCGGCCGCGCCGAACAUGGGCAAUUUUGUGGUGGAGCUGACAGAAAUCAUCAUUCAGGGCUACCUUACGCCGGUUGUACCAGCGCCGCCGCCACCGUCUCCGCCGCCUGUUGCAGCGCCGCCGACAGGCUACUUGUCGCCACCUCCUCCCCUUACCAGCUCCUGCAUCACCCCUGCAUCCAUCGCCUCCAUCGACGGCCCCUAUGGCUGCUACCUGAGCGACUGCGCCACGUACGGCCUGGCAGCGGCUCAGGACGGCAACCCCCUCACGGCGCUCCGUACGGGUGGCAGCGCAGGCGCAGAGCCCAGCGUUGAUUUCGUGCUCACCACCCCCACCAAGCGCAUCACGGAGAUCAAGCUCAAGGGGCCCGCCUACGGGUCCAGCGAGCUCCAGGCCAUCCGCGUGGAACUGGUGGCGGCUAAUGGCACCCGUGUCAUGUGUGCCUCACACGUGUCCGCGUACCAGCCCUCUGAUGACAUCAUGGUCGUCUGCCCCUUCACGCCGCUGAGCAUCACGCGAGUGCGGCUCGGGAGGCGCAUCACCGACGUUCCAAACUACAAGGUCGGCUACUUCUUAGGUGUGGCUGAAAUUGUGGUCUUAGUGGACGCGUGCCCCGACGUCAGUGAGUUUCGCUUCACAGACACCAGCUUCUACCCGGUCCGCUGGAGCAGCGCGGGUGGUGUGCUGUGGCCGGCGACGCUCAAUGGGGACACCGCAAGAUGGGGCCCCCAGAAUGCCAAUAACGAUGUCGUGUCAGUUUUGUCGGCGCCGUGGGACUUCUACCUUGCCCACACGAUCUCGGGUCCGAGCCAAGGCCCGGGCGCGUACUUCCAGGUCCCGCUGGAGACGCCAGCGACUGGCGCUGUGCGAGUGACGUUGUGGCACCGCACCCAGUCGCCCCUCCACGCCACAUAUCUGGAGGUCUGGGUCAGCUCCACCUCUUCUCACAGGACGUCAGGCCGGCUUUGUGCCAGCGGUGUUCACCUGGCGGAGAGGCCCACCAACUUCACGGGACCAUAUACAUUCAACUGUCCGCCCUUCAAUAGCGCGGCGUACGUCACCAUCCAGAGGAACAACCCGCCAGUCUUCAAUACGGAGUAUGUAGUUGAGCUCACCGAAGUGGACCUGGAGAUGAUGUAUGCCGACGGGAGCCCUGCCACGGCGCCGCAGCCGAUGGUGACGCUGCCGGUCAGCUACAGCGCCAGCGCCGUGUCUGCCGGCUUCUCCCCGCUGGUGGCGGCCUGCCGCUCCAAUGGCGUCGUGCAGGCCCUGUGGGUUGCGGCCGCCGGCUCAGGCGGCAGCUGGAUCACAUACCUGGGCAUAAUUCUAUGCCGCGAUGGCACCGGCACCGGGCCGGCCAACCCACUUGCCUUCGGCGUGGCGCCGACGGGCGGCGCUGGGCUGAACGUCACUUGCCCCGGCGGCUUUGACGCCAUCCGCGGCGAAGAGUCGGCCAUGGGUCAGACGCUGCUGCCCAUCACAGCUCUAUCCUUCCGCUGCAGCACCACCAACGCCUGGAGCUCUUCGGUGGGCAGCGGCGACGCGGGUGUGGCCCGUAACGCCACAGUCUCGGCGUGCCCGCCUGGCUACGUCAUCUACGGCUUCAACCUAAUGGGUAACGCCUCGACGCUGGGCGGCAUCCAGCCGCUGUGCGUGCUCAAGCCCGGAUCCAAGAACUGGGACCCCGUGAAGCGCUGCCCCCAGGCAGCCGGCUACACACUGGUGCCGGGCUGGUACCCGGCCGGCCCCACAACCCUGUACACCAUGGCCGCACUGCCGCCCUGGGUCGACGUGGACAUUGCCGCCACGGCCUGCAGGGCGGACCCUUCCUGCACUAGCAUAGGAUACAGCGUGGACUCAUUCGGCAACACCACCUUCUACACCUACAACUCCACUGACCCAGCCGAGUUCGGGGUUGCGAUGGGCAAGACCCUGUACACGGGAGUGGACGGAUGCUCAGGCACGCUGGCACCAACCACCUGGGCGGGCGGCCCCUCGCAGUGGUUCUGCGCGACUGGGGUCCGCACGGACGCCUCCGCGCUGAGCACCACUUCAGUAGUGGGGCCCAAUGAUUGUGCGACCGCGUGUGACAGCGAUCCGAAUUGCGAAUCCUGGACCAUGGACGCAAGCGGCACCACCUGCACCACGCGCGAGUACGGCUUCGCAGCCACGCAGUGGGUGGACGACUCCAGCACCGGCGUCACGUGCGUCAUCGCAAACGACCCCUGGCUGUGCCCCGUGUACGGCUGGACGUUCCGCGGCGCGCUCCUCAACAGCAGCAUCCACGUCAACCCGGAGACCUGCAAGGCGGCCUGCGCCUUCGCCGCGCCCGACUGCACCCACUACACCUACACCUCCGCCACCUUGGUGUGCGAACUGUACGGCUCGAGCUUGAUGAGCGGCGGCGCGGGGAUCAACGGCCCUGUGGUAGCAAGCAUCCCAGAUCGUGUGUGCGUGGCUACCCCGCAACACCCCAAGCUGGGCCAGCCAGUCGCCUCCACACGGGCAGCACAUUCGUCCAUGUGCUGGCCUGGCGUCCAGCUGGUGGGCACUGGCGCGGCCACCCUAGGCUCCGCGCCGCCGCCGCCGCCGCCCGCAAGCCCAGCGCCCACUCCCGCGCCGACCCCAGCUCCCACGACGACAACCUCUGCCGGGUGCGCGCGUCGAUGCGUGGCCGGCAGCACGUGUGUGCACUGGAGCCUGCGCAUGGACGGCAGCUGUUACUUGUACGGCGCAGAUGCGGUGGUUGCGGGGCAGGCGGCCGGUGGCUACGGUCCGGACCCGUCCGUUGCCCAGAGCUGCCUUGCGAACGUGCAGGGCACCUUCCACUGUGUGCCGGCACGCCAAGGUAUAAAGUAUGAGCUUGACAGCACGUUCAGCAACGCGACGUCCCGCACCCAUUGCGCCCAGCUGUGCAAGGCCUCCAGAUACUGCCUGGGGUUUGUUUACUACAUCCCAUCGAGCACCGGCACCACCACCUGCCGCCUGAUGGCACGCGUGUUCGCGGGCGCCGCUGACGCGACCUCUGUGCACCAGCUCUACGCACCACUCAACUUCCAGUCCUGCCUGCGGACCCACAAUCUGCGCCAGAUGUACAGCAACGUCGCGGACGAGCCGCAGGCCUGCACCGCGACACCGGGCUACACGUUUUAUCCCGCCCCCAGUGGCGUGAGCGCGUACAGCGUGCUAUCCGUCGCCAGCGCCAGCAAUGCCGUUGGGUGGCAGGGCUUGUGCGACGUGGAUCCGUCUUGCGUGGGCGUGCAAGUUGCCGCUGGAGUGGUGACCCUGAUGGGCGGGUCGACGCAGUUUCAGAGUCUCUCUGUGCAGCCGGGGCUGCCAUCUGUGAACGGCAGCUGUGACGGCUUCUAUGCGCGCAGCCCCAGAGAUAUCAAGCCGUUCAUGUGUAUUCCUGGCCUAUACAUGCCCGCCGCCCUCGACACAAUCUCCACCGUUGUGGCCACCGCGCGCGAGUGUGAGCUCCUCUGCCGGGGCUACCCCAGCAACUUUUGCCACGUGUUUUACUUCGAGGAGACAGCACCCGGCAACGUGGCGUGCGAAAUCAAGACGAACCUCUUCGCAGCCGGCACCUUGAGCCCAUACCUGGCCGGUAUUGGCGCAACGAACACAACCACCUGCGUGCCUGCAACAGACCCAUGGUACUGCCUGCCGUAUGGCAUCGGCAUCACCGGCGAGGCGUUGCCGGGCUACCCCACAUCCAGCGGCACGGCCGAGGCGUGUGCCUACGCCUGCCAGACCACGCCCACCUGCUCCGCCUACCUGCACAGCCCCGACUCCGCCACCGCCAGCUGCACGCUCUUCCGCAAGGUCUUCAACGGCCCUGACGGCACCGCGGCGCUGCUGGCGGACGGGCGGGCGCGCGCCUGCCUCAAGACGCCGCAGUUCUCGCACCCCACCGGCUCAGUGCCCUUCUGGUCGCACAUGUGUUACACCGGUGUGGACUUGGGUGGCACGGUGGUGUCAACUCUCAGCAACGUGGACGGGCACGAGUGCGCCAAGUGGUGUGCGGCGUAUGGCUACGGCUGCUCGCACUGGCAGCUGUCGACCGCAGGCGUGUGCGAGGCACGCACGGGGCCGCUUUGGACCAACGCCGGCGGCAUGGUGGUGUACGGGCCGCAAUCCGGCAUCGCAACUGCUUGUUUGCGGAGCACAGGUACCUUUAUGUGCCUGCGCAACGGCGCUGAAGUAGCUUACACGCUCCUUAGCUCCAGUAACGGCGUGGCCAGCAGCAGCGCCUGCGCCAACCUGUGCCUAGGCGACGCGGCGUGCGAGGUGAUGGCGUACGACGUCAACACUACCUGCGUAUUGGGCCGCGGUCCCUUCCUGGGGUCCAGCGGCAUCAACGGGUUCGACUGGAGCACGUCCACCCUCACCACCACCUACUGCCUCCGCACGCCCUACUUCGGUGGGCCGCUGUUCGGCUCAAGCCUGACGCCAUCCCCGCCGCCCUCACCAGUGCCGCCUAGCCCCGCGCCGCCCUCACCGGUGCCGCCCAGCCCCGCGCCGCCUAGCCCGGAGCCGCCUAGCGUGGUCGUUUCAGGCGGCUCCGCGGCCACUGCUGGCAUUAUCGUCAACACCAUCCUUUCAGGGGAACAGUCGCCGCCGCCGCCCAACGCCGGGGUUGUGCCCGACACCACCGCUCCCGUGAUAACGUUGUUUGGCUUGGAGGAGGUGGUUGUCGAGGUUUACGGGACUUACUUUGAGAGCGGUGCGCUGGCGGUGGACGACCGAGAUGGGCUGCUGGCAGUGGACAUCCAAGGAUCCGUCAACACCAAUGUCAUAAGCCUGGGCCUCCCGACACAGAUCCUAUACCUGUCGGCUGACCGGGCCGGCAACAUCGGCAGCAUCACACGCGGUGUGUACGUGGUGGACACAUGCGCCAGCAAGGACGAGUUCAGGUGCCCUGUCACCAAGGAGUGUUCGGUCUUCAGGCAGUGUCUCUUCCUUCCCGACCCGCAAGCAAUCAACAAGACUGUUGCCGUGAACAGCCAGGCGGCAUCCGCCAAGCUUACAGACACAACUCCGCCCAACAUCACCUUCGUGGGCACUGACCUGGAGCUGUACGACGUCCAGACGGCGGCCGGCAACCUGACGGUGGCGGUUGAGGUGGUAUAUGCAGGCUACACCUACACAGACAGGGGCGUGCUGGCGUUCGACUACCUCAGCGAUGGGUCUGCAGAGGGCGCGGGCGGCCUCAUCGCCCUGAACCUCACGGACCGCGCCGUGGCAACAGUCAGUGCCCCCGCGACCGCCGACCCGGAUGCCGCGGGCGUGAGCACCACCAUCUUCACCGACAUCCCCACCGGCAACAGCACGUCUGAGGGCUCGCCCUACACCAUCCAGUAUGACGUGGCGGACGACGCCGGAAACAAGGCCACUGCGCUGAAGGUGGUGUUCAUUCUGUGCGAGCCGCCCGAGUUUGUGUGCCCCGACAAUACCACGUUUGAGGGCACCUGCAGUCAGGACGGGCUUUGUCAGUACAAGACGUCCAAGAUUACCACCAACAACACGGGCCUCCCCCGCUCCAACGAGACCGCUGUUGCGCUUAUUACGGGUCCACCUGAUCCGGACAACCUGAUUGACGCGCUGAUGGUGCCGGUCUUUGUCAUAAACGGCGCAUCUAGCGUCAGCAUCUCGCAGUACCUGCCAUACGUGCCGUGCCGUGCCGGCGUCAUCUCCAACAACUGUGACCCAGGCGCAAAGGCCUCGUUGCGCAGCCUUGGGGACCUAAAUCCCCGAAUCAUAGCAUGUGCAGACAAGGCGCAAAAGCCGCAGCCAUACAGCGUUGUGGGGUUGCAGUAUUGCGGGAUCGAUACAACAACUCCGGGCACCUACAUGAUAACGUACCACCUCACAUGGCCGUCCGUUGGCACGCUGGUUGUCAAGAGGCAACUGCUGGUUGUGGAGCGCUGUGUGGGCGAGCAGCUGUGCCCUGACGGCUUCUGUAGCGUGGAUUUAUCCUGCGCACGCAACGUAUCGUCCACCAUCUCGUCUUACAUUGUUGUGACGGGCGACGCGAACGGCCUCCUGCCGAACAGCACGAGCCUGUCAACCAACAACCCGCCCACACUAUCCCUCCGCAACGGCGAGGUCGUGAAUACAACGGUGGUGGUGCCGCGCGGGACGCCCUACAUGGUGUGUGCCGCCGACCAGGUGCCCUCUCAGAGCCGGCCGUGUGAGCCGCUGGGCGUCGCGCUGGACACGGAGGAUGGCAACAUCACAGCCACGAUCACGCUGUGCCCUCCGGACGACUGCGCGGCAACCCAGUGCCGCGACCACCGUGCCGACCGCAAGCAGCCGUCUGAGUGCGGCAUAGACACUGUGAACGCAACGGUGGGAUCCUCCUUCCGCAUGCAUCUUGUGGUGUUUGACAGCAAAGGCGCCAACGCAACAGCCGAGCGACUGGUGACGGUGGUCAAGCCGUGCGAGCUGCUGGAGUCGUACUGCAGGAUCACGCGCAACGGCAUGCCGGUCUACGUGUGCAGCAACGUAACUUGUGAGACGCUGGAGCCUCUAAACGAUGAGAUCACGCGCUCCGGCGGCGGCCAGCCGGCGGUGCCGCCCCGCUUGUUCUUGCUGCCAGGGUACCUCACCAGCAACCUUACGCUGGCGGAGCGCGACCAGUCACUCUUCCUCACGUACGGCACGGCGGCGCCCGUAAGCCUUGCUCCGUGCGUUAGCUUCACGGGCACGGGCUGCGCCGCGAUCGCCAAUGACACCACCGACGGCGACAUCACGCGCGACAUCACGGUCACGGUGGCGGCGCGCUGUCCCACGGGGCGCACGUGCGUGGCGUGCAGCGUGGCUGCCCUGGCCACGGGUGACUGCCUGCCGGGCCGGUAUCUGGUGCGGUACAGCGUCGCAGACACAGACGGCAACUCAGCAUCGGUGCAGCUGAGCGUUGCGGUGGAGCAGUUGACUGUGACCCUGCUGGACUUCAGCCUGUACCCGGGUGGCAGCGCGCUGGCGUCGACAAGCCUCACCGCCGCCACCAACUACGCCAACACCCUGGCAACCAAUACCGCCGCGCGGUCGCGCGUCCUCUCGCCCAUCUUCACGGCUUUCGGCAUCCAGUCUGGCUCAAUCCGCGCGAUUGUGGUAGACACCCAGCCCGCAAUCGAAGCUCGCUACUUUGAUAACACCACCCAGAUCUACUACAUUGUGCGGAUGGUGCUCCGUGUUACCACCGGCUCAUCCGACUUCACCAGUGCCACCUCCACUCUUGACACCAGCAGCAGCGACCAAUCCGCCGCAGGGGGCACCUCUGCUGCUUCAGUACGUCGGCGCGCGCUGCCGGCCGUGGCCUCACGUGCCUUGCGCAAGGUGCUGGAGCCAAUGGCAACAGGCCCUGCAGCCGGCGGCAUCCUGCUCGGCACUGCAGCGCAGUCUCCACUCCGUAGCCUGAUGGCAACCAACCCAGAAGCCAGCACCCGCACACCCGCCCAGCAGCUGUGGGAGGAGCGCUUUGCUGGCCUGCACAGCGCCUUGGACAGGUUGGGGGCGCUGCUGGGCCUGGAGGAAAAGCCCGAGGAAGAAGGAGACGGCGAAGACCCUCUGGGCUCGCCCCGCCGCAGCAUGUUCGCGCUGGAGGCCAGGGCUGCCAGCCAAAGCCCUGGCAUGGCGCCCUGGCACCUGCCCGCUGGCGCUCGGCUUGCUGGCGCUCGGGCUGCGGCCGCGGCGCCGCGGCGUGCCCUCAGUGCUGAUGCCGGGGCACAGGCGGCCAGUGGUGGCGAUGGAAGGAUAAGCGCACAUGCACUGCUUGCCAGCCGGCGCCAGCUGCAGGUGGUGGCGAACGGCGGCUGCGGUGGCCCCGCACUGGCGGCGCCGCCCAACAGCAGCUUCAGCGCGUUGGGGCUGGCGGAUGUGCGGACCAUCAGCAGCAGCUGCUCCACACCGCAGGCGGGUGACAUGGAUGUGGCGCUGACGGUGCUGGCUGGGAUGAUGGCGGACCUGGAGCGCAUGAGCGCAAGCAUGCUGGAGGAAGAGGCCUCCAUGGACACCACACUGAUGGCCCUGGACCCCAAGUUCUCAGUCGUGGACAACGCCUACCAGACCUCCUACACCGACUUUGCAGCCGCCGCGGGUGUCGCCUACGCCUCCAUGUUGGAGCGCUUGCAGGCGUUGCUGGUCGCGGUGGACCGCACUGCGGCGGCACAGGCGGUCACUACCACGGCCGUCACCACGCUACUAAGCCUCAUGCAGGCACUGCUGAAUGAGAUGCAGCAGAUAACGGCGCGAGCGGAGCUGACUACCAAGGUGGUGUUGGACGGGCUGGCGCAAGAUGGCAACCUCACAGACGAGGAGCUCGCCAACUACACCUCCUGCCUCUUCCUGCGUGGCAAGGCGGCAGCCUUCAGCUUCAGGACGGGCAGGGCCGGUGGUGCCGACGCAGGGGCGAACGUGUCUACGGCGGCGGCUGCCAGUGGCGGCGCACGCCGGCGGGCUCUGCUGGGCCCAGACCUGCUGUACUCCGCGGAGGGGGCGCCUGCCGGCGCUGCCGCGGGCCCGGCCGCGAUGCGGGCAGCUGGCGGCGUGGAUACACGGCCCCGACUCGCCGCAUUAGCCAGCAGCUGGGUGCCUAAAUGGGUGUGGGGGGCGCUUUCGCCGGCUGCUUGGUUCCGUCGAGCAGGCUCUCCGCAGGGCGAAGGCGAUGCGCUGGAUGCGCAGCAGGCGCAGCAGCGGCGGUCGCUGCUGGCUCUGGCAAACGGUGAAGCCGUGCAAUCCUUCUACGGCUAUGACCUUCCAGAUGGUGGUGAUUAUGACUACAGUCUGUGGGACGUGCGAAACAUUGACCGGGCAAGGUGGAUUGGCCUCAACAACCGAGUGCUGGUGGGAUUGCUACUGCACCAGGUCCGGCGGUCGCCUGCGGAGCUUGAGCGCGCCAAGGGCACUGACGGCUACAUCUGCAGGGACAGCAGCUACACCAACCUGAUUGUGGGCUGUAACACCUCUAAUACCAGCACCACGUCAGCUGCUCUGGGCAACUCGACCACGGCAACAGCCCGUGCUAAGGACCUGGGUGGCAUCGGCAAUGACCCCGUGUUCAGCCGCCAUUCGGCGCUGUACCAGGCAGACCUUGACCCAGCCGAGUUCUACAACACCUCGAAGGGCUCUCCCGAGCUGAACCCGGGCGGUCUGCCAUACGGCUUCUUUUACCAGCCCGCCGGCCGCCUGCCCGCCGGCUACCCCCUUGUUUUCGACACACAUCUGUCCGCCAAGCGGGCGGAGCAGGCCAUCACCUACAUCCGUGAUGGCGGCUACUUGUCCGAGACCGUUACAAAAACGCUGCGUGUGCAGCUGGUGUCUUACAACGCGGACGCCCAGGUGUUCGGCUACUUCCGACUGGACCUGGACUGGCUGGACUCGGGACUCAUCUGGGGGGCCACACGGCUGCUGGCGCUGCCCGCCAUCAGCUACGGAGCCGCGGUGGAGAACGCUCAGGUUCAGAAGUUCCUGCCGGACUUUUUCCUCAUCGUGCUGUGCUGUGGCUACCUGCUGGUGACGGCGUACGACAUCUUCGUGCAGCUGCACCGGCAGGCGCAAAUGCGAAAGCUACGCACGCUGUUGCGGGAAGGCAAGCGGAAGGAGGGGCUGGAAACUAUUCAUGAGGCCGAUGAUGACAACGACGACGACGACCAUGUGCUUGGGAUUGGCGACGCGGAGCGAAAGGUUUUGUACAAACAUGACGGUACCAAGGUGACCGUCAAGCUGUACAAACCUCGUAUGAGCGUCGGAUGGGUGGUGUUCGAGACCGCCGUGUGUGUCCUCAUGUUCACAAGCCUGGGCUUCUUAUUCGCGUACACCGCAAAACUUGCGGACAAGGACGCGUUCCCUUCACGGUUUGAGCUGUACGAUGCGGAUGGCUACGCGCCAGCGCGAUACUUCCUGCCACGGCGUCAGGAGAACGUGACGGUCACACAGCAGGCCAACGGCACCUCCAACGCCGCUACGGCCAGUCCCACGCCGGGCUCAGCUAACCGGUGGCAGCUACCCGAGGACACGCAGCUGGGGUCUGCAUCUGACUUCUAUAACCGCGUUGACAAUAUGUAUGACGUGUUAAUCAUCUACACCUUCCUUCAGGGCUUCGUGCUUGCCAUGAUUGUUAUUCGCUGGCUGCACUACCUCUCAUUCCAGCCUCGCCUCUCCGCUAUCUCGGGCACGCUGGCAUUGGCAGCCCCAGACGUCAUUCAUUUCUUCAUUGUUAUUGUCAUCUGCGCUGUAAUGUUCGGCGCUGCGGGUUGCGUUGUGUUCGGUCCGGAUGAGGCCCGACUAUCUGGCUACGGAGAUGCGUUGCAGCUCAUGCUGUCGUACGUACUGCUUCGUGAGGACGGCGGAGUGUUCAAGGCGUUGCUAGACAAAGUCAAGCAGCGCGACGAGGGCACCACCCAGGUCAUGGCCGGCCUGCUGUACGCCAUCGGGCCCCUGUUUUUCGUGUUCAUCAUGUCCAACUUCAUUAUGGCCUUCCUGGCCUGGCCCUACGGCCUGCUCAAGUUCGCCACACGUGACGCGCCAGGAGUGCCGCAGGACAUUCGGCGCAUGCUCGGAAUGUUGUGGCAGCGCAUGCGGCAUCGCGCCCCAUCAAACCGGCACAUGGAGAAGUGGUUCAAGAGACAAGUCGUGCCGGAGGUGCGCGAUCGCGGCUUGAUGUACCGGAUUCGCGAGACAAUGGCCAACGCGUACCAGUCCAUCGCCAUCCGUGGGAAGGCGGCAAACGGAACAGUGGCACCGGCUUCCGGCCAAGCUGCGCAGGCCGCGAGCACAGCUCCAGCACUGUCGGCGCCUCCUGUGGCGGCAGCGGCUACCCGACGGAAGUCGUUGGUCAAGCUGGCUCCCGGCAUGCCGGCCAUGAACGCCGACGCCCUAGCCGCCGCGCUUAUGAGCGCCUCCCGCAUCAACAUCGACAUCGGGGACUCGCCGCAGCACGCCGCCUCUAAACUGGACCCGCUGGUGGACUCGGAUGAGGAGCACAGCGGCAGCACACCCUCCGGCUUCGCAGCAGCAGCAGCCGCGGCCGCUGGAGGCAGCCGCCUGGACUCCGCACCCACGCUGGCAUCGCCACAGACUCCACAUGGACCUGAAUCUGCCGACGGGGCCAACGCGCUGCCCGCGUCGCAGGACGCCUCCGGCAGAUCCACGCCUGUGCCGAAGCUGUCAGGCUCGGGCGUCAGCUCUCGCCUGCGCGGGGGCAAGUCAUCGCGCAUGUCAGCUCCGGGCCAGGCCGCGGAGGCCUCCGCGCUCGUGCACACCGUGAUGGCGAACCUGCUGGCUCGCUACGGCCACGAGAAGGUGAUUGCAGCGGACGCGCCGCCGCCGGCGCCGCGGUCCGGGGACAGCACGAUUGGCCGCGGCGAAGGCGCCGACAGCACCGAGGUCAGCGAGUUCGGCGAGGCGCGCCGCCGCAUCACGGUGGACGGCAGCCUGGGCAGCAUGACGGAGGCAGGCACGCUCCGCGGCCCUGGGCUGGGCGGGCCAUCCGAAUGGGCCCAGCUGGCGCCCGGGGCUCACGUGCGUCGGUCAAUCGCCGGGCAGGUUGUCGGCGGGGAGGGCGCGGGGUCGUCUGGAUAUGCAAGCCCGGCGCUGGCGGGCAACGAUGGCAGCGGCAGCCCUCUCUCGGCAGCCACACCUGGCAGCCAGGUAGCGUCGCCUCCGCCAGGGGCCAACGACGACGGUGCGGGCGCCAGCGCCUCGGCCUCACCGCGGGUGGGCUCGCUAGCGGCUCGGCCGCCGAGGCUGCAGACCAUGGGGGUGAGCAGCCGCCUGGGCCGGCGCACAUCUCAAUCCUCCUUCAAGGGCCUUGCCGGCGCCGAAGGCGGCGUGUCACCAAGCGGCUCAGCGCAGUCCCCAGCCAUGACGUCAGGCGGUGGCCUGGCUGCUCUGACAUCGCCACACGGCGAGCUCUCUCCGGCGCCCACCUCGGCGUCUGGCGCGAAGGCCGGCCGCAUGUCCAUGCCCGGGCCAUCGCCACUCGCCGCUGGGGCCGCCAUGAUGGCUGGUGCUGUGCGGCACAGCGUGGACGCACAGAACACGCAGGAUGCAAGCGGCACGGGCGGCUUCGUGGCAGGUGAAACAAAACUGCCCAAGCUGCCGCCCAUCGGCGUCAAACCACAGUUCGGUGGCCUGCCUGCCAUCACCGCCGCGGGUGAACGUGGACGCCGCAGGGCAGGGGAGUUGGACAGUCCAGGUAGCAGCGCCCGCCAGUCGGGCCCGGGGACUCCAGGCGUAGCUCAAGAUGCGCAUCUGGACCAGCUCAACGAGCACAGGGGUGAGGACUGGACAGGGCCGGCGCCGGACCCAGCACGCAACCUGGGUCAGGCAAAGGCCUGGUUGACGUUUAAGCAAGCGGUCAAUCGAAGGGAGGGGACGCCGGGCGGUGACGCAAGCGCUGGCGGCAACGGCGGUGGCGCGGACGCGCAGGAGGGUCUGGGCAGCCUGGCCCCCCGCAUUGGCUCCGUGAUGGUGGAAGGACAGGUUAAGGUGCUGGACCCGGCAGCAGCAGCAGCAUUGGAGGCGGAGGAGCGGGCGGCGGCCGAGGGGCCCGUGGUGCAGGGGCUGAGAGCGCCCAUGCGGCGUGCCUCGGCUAUGCUACUGCCGGAGCCCGACAUGAUGGCACUGGCGCCCAUCCUCAGCGUGGACCCCGCGGCGCAGCUGCCGGCGCUGCCGUCAACCCAGGUGGAGCAGCCGAUGGUGACGCUGCUAGACCACGACGCACAGCUGCCAGUGGGCACACCGCUUGGCGGGCCAUCGCCUGGCGGGGCCAGUCCAAGCGGCGCUGCAGAGGCGCGCCGAGCGGGCAUGAAGCAGGCGCGUGCCUGGGGCUCAGUUAAGCGCAGCGCGGCGCGGGAAGCCGCGCAGGCGAUGCUUGGGAUGCUGGACAAUCUGAGGGGCAGCGGAGCAGGGCAGACAGCACCUCAGCAGCCAGAGGCACGUGCGCCUACAGCUGCUCAGCCUGAGCCGCAAGAGCCGCAGGAGCCGCAACCAUGGUUUUCGCGACAGACUGGCCUCAACGCUCUUGCGCCCAGCACCCAGCGACGUUUAUCGGUGGCUGCGGGUGGCGCGGAGCAGGAGCUGCUUGUGCUCGACAGUGACGGAGCGGACACGGAUGGCAGCGGUCGCGGCAGCGGCGCCCGCAACCUGCGGGCGCGGGGCCCUGGCGGCGCAGGACCUGUCGCGGAGGCGGUGGAGGCUGGCUCUGUGCCUGGUGGUGCGGACGGUGAGCAGGACGGAGACCCAGCAGCCCUCUCGGCUGCAGACGCACCGGCUGCAUCACGGCGCACUCAAGGGGUCAAGUUUGCGAUCGAGCCGCUUCCGACCAGCGACUCGGAUGGCGACAACACGGCGGGGCCCUUCGCCGCCCACGGCCGUUCGGCAGCGCUUGUGGCGGUGGCUGGCGGCGGCAGUCGUGAUGCGAUGGCGGGCGGGUUGGCCUCCAUGGUACUCAGUAUGCUCCAACACUUGGAGGCGCUUCUGGCGCAGCUGCAGGCGGCCAUUGCGGAGCUGAAGCUCAUGUCGGAGGUCCUCGCGGCGAUGCUGGCGCAGUUCAGCGCGGCGGGCCUGGGGCCGGACUCGGCACCAGAGGCGCGGCAGGUCGCCUGGCAGGCUGCGCGCAAGACCGCGAGGGAUCUGCUCCUGGCAUACAAGCGUGACGCGCUGCUUACCGCCCCGCUGCCUGUGCUCGAGACCAAGCGCCUACCGCCCCUGCCACUUGCGCUUCCCGCUGUUGGCAUUAAUGCGCUCGGCGGCAGCAAGGCGCCGCUGCCGCCGCUGCGCACCAACCCCAUGUUCCGGCAGCGCUCCACGCGCCGCACCGGCAGCACUCGGCGCGGCACGCUGCCUCCCAUGCCCAUGCCUGGCGUGCUGUACUCGCUCCAGUCGCUCGCACGUAGCGACGGGGCUGUGCUCGCGGCGGCGCAGUCCAGCGGCGGCGCAGCUCUUGAGAUUCUGCACCAUGUUGAGGAGCAGCUGGAGACGCGUCUUGGCAUGCCGCUGGCUCAGCGUAAGUCGCUGAAGCGCGUCGCUGACGAGGUGGCGGCGGAGCUGGUGCGGGCCGAGCGUGCCGAGUCACGUGCGCACAUGCUGCAGCAGGUGGCGUCCCUUCGCCAUGGAAGUGUUGGACACUCGGGUUACAGCACUUCCGGCUACGGGGUGUCAGGCUACGGCGCCAGCGGAUAUGGCGGCGCUGCGGCACUGGCUGCUGCUGCUGCAGCGGCGGACAGUGCCUACGGCGCAGCAGCGAACAUGUCACACCCACACCAGCACCGCGCAGACGCUGGCCGCAGCGUCCAGGCGGCCGGGAGCCACGUGUCUGGCACGCACCGCCGCGGCUGGGGAGCGCGCCGCCGCGCCAUGGCUGCCGCUGAGGAGAAGUGGCUGGAGGAGCUGCCAGCGGAUGAGCAGAUGGCGGCGCUGACGGGCCGCACUGGCUCUUACGCUCCUGGCAAGCGCAAGUCGCGUCUGCUGCUGGGCGGCGCGGACUCUCGCGCGGCUAGUCGAGUGAUGGAACGUGACUUCAGCCCGGCGGCACUGAUCGGGGGAGGCCGCGAGGUCAGCGUCGGUGGCGCAGGGGCGGAUGCCAUGGAGGCGGGCACGCCCCUGGCUCGGUCGGAUGCAGGCAAGGCCGCGUUCAAGAGUGGUGGGACAGGGGCUGGCGGGAUAGGCGGGUUGGGAGGUCUGCUUGGUUCACCAGCGGCAGGCCCGCCGGCACGCAUGAGGCUGCCACCGCUCAACGCGCGUGGCACACAGCCACAGAGCGACCUGCCGCUCUAGAUGAUAUGCUCGAACCCUGCCAUGCACUUUGCGUACACCAUUCGCCAUAUGUGCGUUGUUGCUUUAUGAAGGCGUUGUGAGAUCGGGGCGCCUUUUGACCGUAAAUUGAAGCUGCCAUGUGCCGCAGCGGCGCUGGGACUCCACAUCACUUGGGCAACCACCUGACAUAAAUGAGGACAAAGACUCGAAUCAUUAUUAUCAUGGGUUUCGUAUGGCAUCUGCACCUCGCAUUCUUGCAGCGUUGACCACGUCGUGUGAGCCUGUUUUUGGAGUGGUGUGGAUGAGGCGGUGCAUGGGAGAAUGGCUGCAGAAGCCUGUGACAGCCGACGCGGCUUCGAAAUUUUGCAUGGAGUCCUUGAUCGUACUGUGCGGCAUCGUGCAUUGAGCACUGUGACUUGCAAAAACGGGUGCAUACUUUCCAUCGUGAAUUGAAUACGCGACAGUAGAUUGUGCCGUUAGCGUCGCUUGUACCGUGUGAGGUGACCAUGGACGCAACCGGCAUGCCUCACUGGCGCAUGCGGGAAUAUGAGGGUUUGCAUCGGAGGAAACACAGUCGGCCACGCAAGCGCUGCCCGCUGAAGUGCAUAUGUUUUGGAGAACGCACUGUUCACGACAACCUCCAGCAGAGCUCUACAGGAUCCCCCAAUCCAAUAUGCACGUGUUGCUGUUAGCCCAAGCAUUGCAAGGGUGCAGCAACCAAGUGGCCGGGCGACAGAGCGCAGCAAACAAGGGAGAAAGUUGGGAAUGCACGACACCAGAGGAUAUGGGCCUGUGAAAGCAAAUCAGAUGCUGCCGUCUUGGCUUCUGUACCGCGCUCCAUCUAUACUUGGC